Molecule: messenger RNA, 1278 nt
Organism: Closterium sp. Naga37s-1
Lineage: Eukaryota; Viridiplantae; Streptophyta; Zygnematophyceae; Desmidiales; Closteriaceae
Source: the annotation of a GenBank genome assembly
AUGUCCCUUUGCAUCUGCCCCAUUGCUGCUGCGCAGAUCAGGGGUCUGCUGAAGCCAGGAAGGCUCUUUUUCCUGGGGCUCCCAGUGGGAAACGACACGCUGGUGUUCAAUGCGCAUCGGGUGUACGGUCCCAUCCGCAUGCCGCUCCUGCUCGAGGGAUGGGAGCUGCUGGACGUGUUUGGGGUGUCCAGCCUCGAAGCAACUUACAGGGAGAAUCUGGAUAAGGCCAACAUACAGCCUGUCAUGUUCAAGAUCGCGCUGUGCCAGCUGGCGUUCAAGAUCGCGCUGUGCCAGCUGGCGGUGGGUGCUGACAAGGCGCGCAACAUCGCGCACGCGAGAGACAUGAUUGGCCGCGCUGCGGACGAGGGUGCUAAGCUGGUGCUGCUGCCGGAAAUGUGGAACUGCCCUUAUUCCAACGAAAACUUCCCCACCUAUGCCGAGGAAAUUUCCCCGGAAGAUUCCUUCGCCUCGUCUCCCUCCGCUGCGAUGCUCGCUGACGUGGCGGGGCGGCGCGGCGUGACUAUAGUGGGGGGUUCGAUUCCCGAGAGGAGGGAGGGGCGGCUGUAUAACACGUGCCUUGUGUUUGGCAGCAAGGGGGAGUUGAAGGGGCGGUUCAGCAAGCUGCACCUAUUUGACAUUGACAUCCCAGGGAAGAUCACAUUCAAGGAGUCUGACACGCUCACACGUGGCGAGCAGCCAUUGGUCGUUGACACAGAUGUGGCACGAGUGGCGGUUGGCAUAUGCUACGACAUUCGCUUCCCUGAGCUUGCCAUGCUCUAUGCCGCUCGAGGCGCACAAAUCAUAUGCUACCCGGGUGCUUUCAACAUGACCACUGGUCCUUUGCACUGGCAGCUGCUGCAGCAGGCUAGGGCCGUGGACAAUCAGUUAUUUGUUGCCACGUGUUCACCUGCCCGGGAUGACUCAGCGUCGUACCGAGCUUGGGGUCACUCCACCCUCGUUGGACCAUUUGGGGAAAUAGUGGCAACAACAGAGCAUGAGGAGGCGCUGGUGGUAGCUGAGGUGGAUCUGACUCAGAUUGACACGCGCAGGCAAAACAUGCCCAUCAAGGUUCUCCCUAUAAGCUGCUUCGAGACUGGACACCCCAAACACGUCCAGCAGCUCCCAUCCCUCGAGCAGCAGCGGCAUGCGGAUGGGACCGUACACCCGAUGCGCAUUGAACACCAGCGUGUCGUUUCCCACUGGGAGCCCCAGGAAGAAGAGCCCUCCUGGCUUCAGCAGGCCCCUGAUCUGCGCAGCAGCAAGGGGAGGAGGGGAUGA